AAGCUAGAAAUUGAAAAACAAAUUGACAACUUAAAUUGUCCGACCAAAACUCAUCAUAUUCAUAGUGCUCUUUCGUGUAAAAUUAGCGCUGAAAUUUAUUUAGCACAUAUUAUUUUUUAUUCACAAGCAAAUUUGUAUACAUAAUAAAUUUAAAAUGGGUGAUGAUUUCGAACCAAUGGAGCCUAGCUUGCGCAACAUCGUCGAUCAAACGUCACUGAAAUGGAUUUUUGUAGGAGGAAAGGGAGGUGUGGGUAAAACGACGUGCAGUUGCAGUCUUGCGGUACAAAUGUCCAAAGUGCGGGAAUCGGUGUUAAUCAUUUCCACAGAUCCCGCACAUAAUAUUUCAGAUGCAUUCGAUCAGAAAUUCACAAAAGUGCCAACAAAGGUUAAUGGCUUCACAAAUUUAUAUGCAAUGGAAAUUGAUCCAAAUGCUGGACUCAACGAAUUGCCGGAUGAGUAUUUUGAGGGCGAAAAUGAAGGACUGCACUUAAGCAAAGGUGUGCUACAUGAAGUUAUCAAUGCACUUCCAGGCAUAGAUGAAGCAAUGAGUUAUGCGGAAGUAAUGAAACUUGUCAAAGCAAUGAACUUUUCGGUGGUAAUUUUUGAUACAGCGCCAACGGGGCACACACUACGUCUACUCUCCUUUCCGCAGGUCGUUGAGAAGGGUUUGGGCAAAUUAUUGCGAUUGAAAAUGAAAAUAGCGCCAUUCAUCUCACAAUUCGGCAACAUCCUAGGCAUGUCAGACUUUAAUGCAGACUCUUUAACGCAAAAGCUCGAUGAAAUGCUAAAAGUUAUAAGACAAGUUAAUGAACAAUUUAGAAAUCCGGAUCAAGCCACUUUCGUUUGCGUUUGUAUCGCUGAAUUCCUUUCGCUAUACGAAACUGAACGUCUUGUACAGGAGCUGACUAAAUGUGGGAUAGACACACACAACAUCAUAGUCAAUCAGUUGCUAUUCAAGAAACAAAACCAAGAACCAUGCGCCAUGUGCGCGUCACGAUAUAAGAUACAAGAAAAAUACCUUGACCAAAUUGCUGAUCUCUAUGAAGAUUUCCACGUUACAAAAUUACCAUUGCUCGAGAAGGAAGUUCGUGGUGUUGAAAAUAUUAAAAACUUUUCUGAAAACCUGGUAAAACCUUAUAGUCCGAAUUGAUUUCAAGAUCAACAACUAAUGUAUGUCCCGGUAUGCAAGCAACGAAGUUCAGAUUUUGAGUGCAUUUGAAUUUAUCACAAAGUAUAAGGAUAAUAAAAAUGUUCGCUGAUCACAACUGUAUUCCAAACUAUAUAUGUAGUACUUUGAUAUUCUCAGCAAUAAACUUUAAAAUGAAUCCGCAA
Messenger RNA from Anastrepha ludens (Mexican fruit fly), 1332 nucleotides. RefSeq names its product ATPase ASNA1 homolog. Gene Ontology annotation, molecular function: ATP binding; ATP hydrolysis activity. Gene Ontology annotation, cellular component: GET complex. The record is from RefSeq and is a predicted model, not a curated record. The coding region runs from base 155 to 1150 and encodes 331 amino acids. Lineage: Eukaryota; Metazoa; Arthropoda; Insecta; Diptera; Tephritidae. The transcript has 6 exons. Gene Ontology annotation, biological process: post-translational protein targeting to endoplasmic reticulum membrane.